UCAUGUUACAGGUUAAUCAGGAUUUUUAACAGUCUCCAGCGCGUAGGCCUAGGCCUAGUCCUAGUUGUGUUAGCCGUUGUGUUGAUUGAAAGUUGUGUAAAACUCCACAAAAACAUGACAACACUUGUGGUAGGACGUUAUAGACAAGCUUGGAGGAAAGGUAUUAUUCCUUGGUUAAGGCUUGCAUGGGAUCGUGAACCUGUCAUUGUUAUGUCAUUUGCCUUUGGCCUUGCAGGUCCUGUUGUAUGGCUUUUGUCACCGUGGAAGUAUGAGGCAGCCGAAUCAAUUAAAAGUAUGCCCACAAAAUAUCCAGUUCCUAUCCGUUACGUUGAAGGAAAAACAGGACCUCCGACAUCACUCUGACAGUGAAUUUGCUGGUACCAAUCAAUAUUUAGAGAUUGAUUACCUAAGCAUGGACUAUAGUAGUUAUAUAUAGUACACAUAAAGCAUACAAAAGUUUAGUGUACAUAUAUGAAAAACAGCAUUUCAAUGGAAUGUUAAAAUGCAGUGUACCAGCCGUCAAUGCCUGUGUAAACAAAAUUCUUGAAGGGUUAUCGUAAGGUUUCGAACUCUGACAAUCA
Molecule: messenger RNA, 581 nt
Organism: Anneissia japonica
Lineage: Eukaryota; Metazoa; Echinodermata; Crinoidea; Comatulida; Comatulidae
Product: NADH dehydrogenase [ubiquinone] 1 alpha subcomplex subunit 3-like
Exons: 4
Coding region: 115-363 (82 amino acids)
Cellular component (GO): mitochondrial inner membrane
Source: RefSeq, a predicted model, not a curated record